Medioppia subpectinata is the source of this 4308-nucleotide messenger RNA. The record is from the annotation of a GenBank genome assembly. Lineage: Eukaryota; Metazoa; Arthropoda; Arachnida; Sarcoptiformes; Oppiidae.
AUGACUGAUUUCAUACUCAGCCAAUUGGAUGUUAAUGUGUUUUGUGUCGACUGGUCUAAAGUGGCCGCUGAUGUGCUAUACUUCCCAGUGGUUCCCAAAACACAAGUGGUCGGACAGAUGGUCGGCUAUUUUAUUAAUCGGUUAAUCGCUGCCACCGGUGUUUCAUUGAAUGACAUCCAUCUGAUUGGCCACAGUAUGGGCGCUCAUGUGGUGGGCUUUGCGGGUCAAUCACUACUUCCCAAUAAAGUGGGACAGAUAUCAGGUCUGGACCCGGCGGGACCCGGUUAUGGCAAUGGGUCGCCACGACUCAGCAAAAACGACGCUCAACUUGUGGUCUGCACUCACACCACAUCGGGUAUUGUCUAUGAGGGAGACAUAAGUAUUACCGGAUUUCUGGGAAAUAAAGCCUCUUUAGGACACUAUGACUUCCGAGUGAACGGAGGUAAUUAUCAGCCCAAAUGCACCUUGCUCAGACAAUUAAAAGCGGACUUGAGCACUUUAAGUGACUUAGAUUUGAAAGUUAUUGUGCCUCAAAAUGACUGUCAAUUCAUAGCCUAUCGGUGCCCGAAAUUAGAACAGUACGAACGGGGAGAGUGUGCACAACUGCCACAACCCAUGCAAUUUGAUUUUGCAUAUUAUGAUAAUCCGGAUAAUAAACUAAACCAAACUUCAACACCAAAUGAGAUGUUCAUAGAAACGAGCGGUUCAUAUGAUUACUGUCAAUAUCAUUAUCAGAUUCUGGUAGAAGUGAGCCAAACACCGAUUGUAAGCGAAAUCAUUGAGAUUACACUUUAUGGCACCAAAACUGAGACCACUUUCCAGAUAAUAUUGACUUUACUGAACUCUGAGUGUACAUAUAGUCACCUGUAUGUAUCCGACCGGGCAUUGGGAUCAAUUAUUGCUGCUAAGACUCGGGCCAUCGGUUUGGGCGCCGGAAAGAUCAGUGCUCUUCGUGUUAAUUAUAUGAGCGCUUUGGACGUCAACGAUUGGGAUCUGCAGUUCAUUUUGUUUACACGUAUCAAUCGAGACAAUCCCUCACUAACUAUACUGCCAUACAAUCCAACCGAUGAUAGCAUUAAGAUCACUGCAUUUGAUCCCAAAAAGCCCACCAAAUUUUUAGUCCACGGAUGGCUUAACAGCUACAAUAAAACGGACCAAAUGGGAGUGUAUUGGAUGAAAAAUGUGACUGAUUUCAUACUCAGCCAAACGGAUGGUAACGUGUUUUGUGUUGACUGGUCUAAAGUGGCCGGUGAUGUGCUGUACUUCCCAGUGGUUCCCAAGACUCAAGUGGUCGGACAAAUGAUCGGCUAUUUUAUCAAUCGAUUAAUCGCUGCCACCGGUGUCUCAUUGAAUGACAUCCAUUUGAUUGGCCACAGUUUGGGCGCUCAUGUGGUGGGAUUUGCGGGUCAAUCAUUACUUCCCGAUAAAGUGGCGCAGAUAUCAGGUCUGGACCCGGCGGGACCCGGUUAUGGCGAUGGGUUGCCCCGACUUAGCAAAAAUGACGCCCAACUCGUGGUCUGCACUCACACCUCGUCGGGCAUUCUCUACGAAGGAGACAUAAGUAUUACCGGAUUUUUGGGAAAUAAGGCCUCUUUAGGUCACUACGACUUCCGAGUGAACGGAGGUAAUUAUCAGCCCCAUUGUAACUUGCUUAAACAAAUAAAAACAGAUACAAUGUUAUUGAGUGCGCAAACUAUCGAAAGUGAUCCUGAUCUUAUAGACGAUAUCUUGAAUCUAAUUGUGUGCUCCCAUAUAAUGGCUUACGUAUAUCCCGUUAUUGUGCCUCAAAAUGACUGUCAAUUUAUAGCCUACCGGUGCCCGACAUUACCCGAUUAUAAAAAUGGAGAGUGCGCUGAAUUGGCACAACCCAUGCAAUUUGAUUUUGCAUAUUAUGAUAAUCCGGAUAAUAAACUAAACCAAACUUCAACACCAAAUGAGAUGUUCAUAGAAACGAGCGGUUCAUAUGAUUACUGUCAAUAUCAUUAUCAGAUUCUUACAACCUUGACUUUACUCAGCUCUGAGGGUCAGUAUAGUUACCUGUAUGUGUCGGACCAGCCAUUGGGAUCAGUUACGUCGGCCAAGACUCGGGCUAUUGGUUUGGGCGCCACAAAGAUUAGUGUUAUUUACGUUAAUUAUAUGAGCGCUUUGGACGUCAACGAUUGGGAUUUGCAGUUCAUUUUGUCUACUCGUCUCAAUCACGACAAUCCCUCACUAACUAUACUGCCAUACAAUGCGACCGAUGAUAGCAUAAAUAUCACUACAUUUGAUCCCAAAAAGCCCACCAAAUUCCUGGUCCACGGCUGGACGAGUGGAUACAAUAUUUCAGAUCUUAUUGGAGAGUAUUGGAUGAAAAAUGUGACUGAUUUCAUACUCAACGAAAUGGAUGCUAAUGUGAUUAGCGUCGACUGGUCCAAAGUGGCCGCUGAUCUCGUGUACUUCCCAGUGGUUCCCAACUCUCAAGUGGUCGGACAAAUGAUCGGAUAUUUUAUCAAUCGAUUAAUCGCUGCCACCGGUGUCUCAUUGAAUGACAUCCAUCUGAUUGGCCACAGUAUGGGCGCCCAUGUGGUGGGCUUUGCGGGUCAAUCAUUACUUCCCAAUAAAGUGGCGCAGAUAUCAGGUCUGGACCCGGCGGGACCCGGUUAUGGCGAUGGGUCGCCACGACUCAGCAAAAACGACGCUCAACUUGUAGUUUGCACUCACACCUCGUCGGGCAUUGUCUACCAAGGAGACAUAAGUGUUACCGGAUUUUUGGGAAAUAAGGCCUCUUUAGGACACUAUGACUUCCGAGUAAACGGAGAUAAUGUUCAAUAUUUAAUAUUCUGUUCCCAUGAGAUGGCCUACAGAUACCCGGUUAUUGUCCCUCAAGAUAGCUGUCAAUUUAUAGCCUAUGGGUGCCCGACAUUACCCGAUUAUGAACAGGGGAAAUGUGCACAACUGCCACAACCCAUGCAAUUUGAUUUUGCAUAUUAUGAUAAUCCGGAUAAUAAACUAAACCAAACUUCAACACCAAAUGAGAUGUUCAUAGAAACGAGCGGUUCAUAUGAUUACUGUCAAUAUCAUUAUCAGAUUCUGGUGGAAGUGAGCCAAACACCACUUGUGGGUCAAAUUAUUGAAAUUACAAUUUAUGGCACCGAAACGAAUGCCACUUUCCAAAUAACUCUCACUUUAUUGAGUCCUGAGGGUAAUUAUAGUCACCUGUAUGUCUCAGACCGGCCAUUGGGAUCAGUUACGUCGGCAAAGUCUCGGACAAUCGGUUUGGGCACCGGAAAGAUCAGUACUAUUCAUGUUAAUUAUAUGAGCGCUUUGGACGUCAACAAUAAAUAUCCAACCGAUUGGGAUCUGCAGUUCAUUUUGUUUACUCGUCUCAAUCGAGACAAUCCCUCACUAACUAUAUUGCCAUACAAUCCAAGCGAUGAUAGCAUUAAGAUCACUACAUUUGAUCCUAAAAAACGGAUCAAAUUUUUAGCCCACGGCUGGACGAGUGGAUUCAAUAUAUCGGAUAUCACGGGACGACACUGGAUGAAAAACGCGACUGAUUUCAUACUCAGCCAAAUGGAUGGUAACGUGUUUUGUGUUGACUGGUCUAAAGUAGCCGCUGAUGUGCUGUACUUCCCAGUGGUUCCCAAGACACAAGUGGUCGGACAAAUGAUCGGAUAUUUUAUCAAUCGGUUAAUCGCUGCCACCGGUGUCUCAUUGAAUGACAUCCAUCUGAUUGGCCACAGUAUGGGCGCUCAUGUGAUGGGCUUUGCGGGUCAAUCAUUACUUCCCAAUAAAGUGGCGCAGAUAUCAGGUCUGGACCCGGCGGGACCCGGUUAUGGCGAUGGGUUGCCCCGACUCAGCAAAAACGACGCUCAGCUCGUUGUCUGUACUCAUACCUCGUCAGGCAUUGUCUACGAAGGAGACAUAAGUAUUACCGGAUUUCUGGGAAAUAAGGCCUCUUUAGGGCACUACGAUUUCCGAGUGAACGGAGCCUAUCGGUGCCCAACAUUACCCGCUUAUAAUCGUGGUGAGUGCGCCCAAUUGGCACAACCCAUGCAAUUUGAUUUCGCAUAUUAUGAUAAUCCGGAUAAUAAACUAAACCAAACUUCAACACCAAAUGAGAUGUUCAUAGAAACGAGCGGAUCAUAUCUAAUGACAGUUAUAGUAACUCUCAAUUUAUUGAGCUCUGAGGGUAAGUAUAGUCACCUGUAUGUGUCCGACCGGCCAUUGGGAUCAGUUACGGCGGCUAAGUCUCAGCCAAUCGGUUUGGGCACCGGAAACAUCAGUGCUAUUCAUGUUAAUUAUAUGAGCGCUUUGGACGCCAAGUAA